Acaromyces ingoldii is the source of this 867-nucleotide messenger RNA. RefSeq lists its product as hypothetical. The record is from RefSeq and is a predicted model, not a curated record. Lineage: Eukaryota; Fungi; Basidiomycota; Exobasidiomycetes; Exobasidiales; Cryptobasidiaceae. Bases 191 to 847 code for a protein of 218 amino acids. The transcript has 3 exons.
CUAAAGAAUUCGACUGCCGGGAGCCAUUGGGUGGUGUGCACACCCGGGCUAGAUCCCUCAACUAGAUUCUCCGAAUUUGCCGAUCGCUGAACGAGGCGUAUGUCUGCACUAAAGCCCAAAGCCACUGUCCGGUGUCGACCUUGUCACCCACCUCCAUCGACCUCCUUGUCUGUCCGCCGGCUGAACUGAGAUGGGUGGCCUCUCCUCAAAGCCUUGUCCUUGGGACGCACUGAGCGACUCUCCCGUCCUCGUUGACACUGGCACAGUGGAUCUUCCUGGCGGGCUGGCCUCCUCCACGGCUCUCCUACGCACAAAGGUUAAAGGAAAGACAGUCACAGUGCUCGACGGCUUUGACAAGACUACAGUGCUCUAUUCGGUAAAGAAGAAACAUGGUAAAGGCACCGUCACCAAUGCCAGUGGUCAAUUGAUCAUGAAUUUCAAAAAGCUGUACAACACCAAGGUCUUUGAUCCUGCAUCAGGCAAACUUAUCGUCGACAUGAAAGUCAACUACCCGUGGUGCCACUUUCUCACGCCUCGCUGGGAGUUUGUCCUACACAGGCCCGAUGGACGGAGCAUUACCGUCCAAGUUGUCGAGCAGAAGCCCGAGAACUGGACAGUGUUCAGCAUCGAUGAAAAGACCAUCGCCAUCUGCUCAACGAAAUUCACGGGGCCCGAUGGAAAGGAGAUCAAUUACAAGCGCAACACCGGCAUCCUCAUUGCGCGCGGUGUGGACCUCGGUCUUGCUGCGCUCCUCGUCAGCCUGAUGCAGCUACGAGUGGAGGACACAUUGUCUGAUACGAUUGAGCUCGGUAGCAAUGUCGGGUGUGGGUUCCUCGGAGCCGUCUGAAAUAAAAUCUCAAAUGCUAU